AUGUUUGCAGUAACCAGCAUGUUUUGGAAAUUUGACCUUCACUCAUCAUCCCACAUAGACACACUUCUAGAGAGAGAAGAUGUAACGUUGAAGGAAUUAAUGGAUGAGGAAGAUGUUUUGCAAGAAUGUAAAGCUCAGAACCGCAAACUUAUCGAGUUUCUGUUAAAAGCAGAAUGUCUUGAAGACUUAGUUUCCUUCAUUAUAGAAGAACCACCUCAAGACAUGGAUGAAAAAAUCAGAUACAAGUACCCAAAUAUAGCUUGUGAAUUACUCACUUCUGAUGUCUCUCAGAUGAAUGAUAGAUUGGGAGAAGAUGAAUCUUUGCUAAUGAAACUGUAUGGCUUCCUCCUGAACGAUUCCCCUUUGAACCCAUUACUGGCCAGUUUCUUCAGCAAGGUGCUAAGUAUUCUUAUUAGCCGAAAACCAGAACAGGUAAAUACUUUUCCCCCAAAGAUAAGUCAAUUCAUUGCUUUAAAUCAUAUGUUUGCAUCAUAUGUUUUCCAGUGGUUAAAUGAGGAGAAAAUUAUCCAGAGGCUUGUGGGAAUAGUUCAUCCAUCUCAAGAAGAAGAUCGGCAUUCUAAUGCCUCGCAGUCACUCUGUGAAAUCAUUCGCCUCAGCAGAGACCAGAUGCUACAAGUCCAGAACAGCCCAGAACCAGACCCACUACUGGCUACUCUAGAGAAGCAGGAGAUCAUCGAACAGCUUCUGUCCAAUAUUUUUCACAAGGAGAAGAACGAGUCGGCGAUUGUCAGUGCGAUCCAGAUCCUGCUGACUUUGCUGGAGACGAGACGGCCAACAUUUGAAGGCCAUAUAGAAAUCUGCCCACCAGGCAUGAGUCACUCAGCAUAUUCAGUCAACAAAAGUGUUUUAGAAGCUAUAAGAGGAAGACUUUCAGCUUUCCAUGAACUCCUGCUCGAGCCUCCUAAGAAAAGUGUUAUGAAGACAACCUGGGGCGUGUUGGAUCCUCCGGUGGGAAACACUCGCUUAAACGUGAUCAGGCUGAUCUCAAGCCUUCUGCAGACAAACACCAACAGUGUCAAUGUGGACCUCAUGGAACUGAACAGCAUCGGUGUGAUCCUGGAUAUGUUCUUCAAAUAUACCUGGAAUAACUUCUUACACACUCAAGUAGAAAUUUGUAUCGCCUUGAUUCUUGCCAGUCCUUUUGAGAGCCCAGAAAACAGCACCGUUGGUGAUCAGGAUUCCACUGGGGACAAUCUUUUACUGAGACAUCUGUUCCUUAAGUGCCAGUUAGUGGAACGAAUACUUGAAGCCUGGGAAAUGAAUGAGAAAAAACAGGCUGAAGGAGGAAGACGACAUGGUUACAUGGGCCACUUAACGAGGAUUGCUAACUGUAUUGUACAUAGUACUGACAAGGGGCCAAACAGUACUUUAGUACAACAGCUGAUUAAAGAGCUUCCAGAUGACGUCAGAGAGCGAUGGGAGACGUUCUGCACCAGCUCUUUAGGCGAAACGAACAAACGGAACACCGUGGACCUGGUCACAACCUGCCAUAUUCAUUCAUCCAGUGAUGAUGAAAUUGACUUUAAAGAAACGGGGUUCUCGCAGGAUUCUUCUUUACAGCAAGCCUUUUCUGAUUAUCAGAUGCAACAAAUGACGUCCAAUUUUAUUGACCAGUUUGGCUUCAAUGAUGAGAAGUUUGCAGAUCAAGAUGACAUUGGCAAUGUUUCUUUUGAUCGGGUGUCAGACAUCAACUUUACCCUCAAUACAAAUGAAAGUGGAAAUAUUGCUUUGUUUGAAGCCUGCUGCAAAGAAAGGAUACAACAAUUUGAUGAUGGAGGCUCAGAUGAAGAAGACAUUUGGGAAGAGAAGCACAUCGCCUUCACCCCAGAAUCCCAGAGACGGUCUAGCUCAGGGAGUACAGACAGUGAAGAAAGUACAGACUCUGAAGAGGAAGAUGGAGCAAAGCAUGAUUUAUUUGACUCUGGCAAUACCAACACAGAAGAUAAAAUGGAGGUGGACUUGAAUGAACCACCUAACUGGUCAGCCAACUUUGAUGUGCCCAUGGAGACAGCACAUGGUGCCAGCCUUGAUUCUGUGGGGUCUGAUGUUUGGAACACAGAAGAACCUAUGCCAACUAAAGAGACAGGUUGGGCUUCAUUUUCUGAGCUGACAUCCCCAUUGAGUACAAAGGAUUCUUUAAGGAGUAAUUCUCCAGUGGAAAUGGAAACCAAUACUGAACCAGUGGAUCCUUUGACUAGCAGUACUACUGUCUCCCUGACAACACCCCCAGAAGCCCCAGCUAGUGUUGCUAUGGAAGCUACUUCUGAUGGAGAAGAUGAAGCAGAAAAUCCCGACAAGGUAACGGAGACAGUGAUGAAUGGCAGCAUGAAGGAAACACUCAGCCUUACGGUAGAUGCUAAAACUGAAACUGCCGUCUUCAAAAGAGUGUUGAAAUCCUAUCGUGAAGAAGGAAAAUUGUCUACCUCUCAAGAUGCUUCUUGUAAAUAUGUGGUGGAGGAGAGGACAGAAGGUGGUGAUACCAGUCCUGCUGCUUCCCAGCCGGCUGGCCUGAGCCCUGAGCACAGGACUGAUCAGCCCAGCCUUUUAGGAGAGACGUCUGUUAAUGGCCCCGUAUGAUACGUCGUGGUCUCCUGCUGUUGACUGAGGACUACAGACUGGUGACCAGGGCUUGAACGCGGCGUUUCUUGCGGAUUUCAUCUAGAGCCUGUCCGGGCCAGUCACUGCUGCACUCAUUUGCAAGGGAUCAGGACCAGCAACGUUUAUAUUCUAGAUUUUAAGACAUUGUACAGAGAAAAUCAGAAGUGUAAAAAUCUUGCACAUUGACAAAUACCAAGCAUUUUUGCCUCUGUUUAUAUUGUAUUGUUCGGAAUAAUGGGUGGCCUGUGAAAGAAGACCCUGCCAUCCGUGUAAUAAUAGUAGGAAUACUAGAGUUCAAAUGGCUGUAAGAUUAGUUUUAUAAAAGUGAAUACACAGAUCUAUUGUAUUGGAGACAUGACUAUUUGACGAUUAGUGUGACCAAAGUCUUUAGGCCGUUUUCAUACAUUUUUUCACCUUGUACAAAAUUCUGAACUCAUUUUUCUUCCGGGUUGGCAAGAAGUUGUAGGGUUGCAAAGCCCUCAAAGGGUUAUUUUGGUUGUUCUGACUCUCAAAAGUGAUUUUAAAUAAGAAAUUUGGGGUGUUCUUUUUAUAACCAGUUUUUAAUUGGUAACUGUUUUCUGUAUUGUUUCAAACAGAUCAAAAUGUAAGUCUAUUGGUAGAGAUUUUAAGUAUUUAUUGCUACAACUUAGUUGACAAAUUGAUGUUACUGUAAAGCCAUAUGUUCUGUUCAGUCUUGUUUGCUUGAAACAAUUCCUCACACCGAUGAAACACUAGGUUCUUUGGGGUGGAUGUGGCUUGGGGUUUGGGGCUUAGGGGUUCGGGAUAGUUCACCUGCCUUUUAACCCUUUCAUUCACCAAACUGUACCUUGUUAACCGAGCAUUACAAAUGAACAUUUCAGAACAAUCUGCAUAUUUAUAAUACUCUACUCGUAUUAGGCAAGUCACGGGAGGAGAUGUGCGCACAGCUAAUCGGAUUAGCAGGCGUUCGGUAUUUUUUUUUUUUUUUUUUUUUGGGCAUAGCAUUUUAAAAGUACAAAUCAAAAUUGGGCACCUGAGCAUGUUAAUUGUUUUCCUGUACCUUGUGAAGUUUUCACUCGUAAAUUCUAAGCCAGUGUAUUUUUUUAGGCCUGGUUUGUGUAUAUAUAGUGAUUAUGGAUACUAAUUCAUUGUAAUUUAUAAUUUUCUAUGUCAGUAUAAAAAUCCACCUGCCUUCUCCAACAGCAGAAGUGAUAGGCGUGUGUCACCGCCAUGUCAUCCGUCUGGUGAAGGGGUCGCUUUAUGUCACCUUGCACUUUUAGAUGCAAAUCAGCUUCUCAUUUCUGUAAUAGAAAGUUCUUCACAUAUUUUUACGUCCUUUGUUUUUUCCUGACCAGUAUUUAAAACCAAAAGGAUACUCUGAACGAUGGCCAACGAUUUUUUAGACCUAGCAUCCCAAGCAGCGUGCCUAAACAUUACAUUACAUACAGAAAUAAAAAAAAAAAUCAAAUGUA
Messenger RNA from Gracilinanus agilis (Agile Gracile Mouse Opossum), 4070 nucleotides. RefSeq names its product protein phosphatase 6 regulatory subunit 3 (gene PPP6R3). Gene Ontology annotation, molecular function: protein phosphatase regulator activity; protein phosphatase binding. The transcript has 23 exons. Gene Ontology annotation, cellular component: nucleus; cytosol. The coding region runs from base 1 to 2598 and encodes 865 amino acids. The record is from RefSeq and is a predicted model, not a curated record. Lineage: Eukaryota; Metazoa; Chordata; Mammalia; Didelphimorphia; Didelphidae.